Molecule: messenger RNA, 480 nt
Organism: Schizophyllum commune H4-8
Lineage: Eukaryota; Fungi; Basidiomycota; Agaricomycetes; Agaricales; Schizophyllaceae
Exons: 3
Coding region: 153-467 (104 amino acids)
Source: RefSeq, a predicted model, not a curated record
AGCAUUGCGAGGCGCUCUCAUGCCCAUCGCCUCUCAGGCUGUCCGCUGUCGGCGAAUAACGACUCGGACCCGGAGUUCAGAGACAACAAAAAUACACUCGUCGUAUAAUCCUUCGUACGAAUGCUUAUGCCUUACGCCUCUUCGAUCGACAGAUGCUGAAGGCCAUGCCAAGGACCACGCUGAUGCGGUGCUCUAUCGCCGCCUAUCUCGCAGCAUCGCGAUCCUCAGCAACGCAGCGCGCUAUCGCCUCCACCGAGUGCGUGGGCGCUGUGGGAGGACGAGGGAAAGGGGACCCCUUAUGGGGAUAUUCCCGCGUGGAGGAUGCGCCUUCCCCGCCGGACAUUGCCCUCCCCGAAGGGACGUCGCCUGCUCGUCCAGCAUCCUGGCGCGCGGCGUGCGGCCCUGGGCAUGGAGGUGGGCUUCCGAUAGCUUCCUUGCGGCGCGCAGCUGCCUUCUGGUCAGGCUGAAUACAAUUUUAGG